Molecule: messenger RNA, 3313 nt
Organism: Hylaeus volcanicus
Lineage: Eukaryota; Metazoa; Arthropoda; Insecta; Hymenoptera; Colletidae
Product: protein escargot-like
Exons: 2
Coding region: 296-1807 (503 amino acids)
Biological process (GO): regulation of DNA-templated transcription
Molecular function (GO): DNA-binding transcription factor activity, RNA polymerase II-specific; RNA polymerase II cis-regulatory region sequence-specific DNA binding
Source: RefSeq, a predicted model, not a curated record
CGUUCAGUGUUCGUUCCGAGUUAGUGGAUUUUUAUCGACCAAGUACAGAAGAACCAUUUGCUUACAUAUGUGCGACACAGUGCAGUGACGUCUUGUGAUUGCUCGACAGUUCCUUUUUAUAAUACUUUUCGCUCGAAAGGCGAUAAUUGUGGCAGUGUGAAAUAAACAAAACUGAUAUACCGAUACACCGCAACAAUUGGAUUACUACUGCGGUAGCGGCUUCGCGGUGUCGAGUACCUGCGAAGGGCCGACUAGAAUCUUGUGAGAGUGAAGUUAACGGACAAGAGGAGCCAGAAUGCUCGUCGAAGAAAUGCCGCGCAGCUUUGUAAAAAAGAACAACAGCUACAGCCACUGUCCGCUUAAAAAGCGGCCAGUGCAUGUCCUGCCUGCCGAAGAAGUUCCGGAAGUUAUCAAAGAAGAAAUCAUCGACGUCGUGAUGGACGACAUCCCCGAGCCCGAGAAUCUCAGCACAAAACCCGAAGACCUGAGCAGGAGCGCCGAACGUCAACAACAGCAGCCGGAGCAACGCACGCGCGCCUCCAGGUCGCCCUCACCAGUCGUCGAAGUCUCCGCGUCUCCACCUCUGGCGGCAAGACCGACAUCCCCGUCGAUGCAUCAUCACGUCCACACAGUGCACCAUCUUCACCAUCAUUAUCCGACGAAAGCUAUCACACCGCCCGCUGGAAUCGCGCCUAUUCAUCCUGUGGCGAAAAAGGCGCGAGUGGAAGUGAUUCAGCACGAAAAUUCGUCGUCGUCGACGGCAGCGAUCACAGCCACGUCGACGCCGUUGCACUUCAUGGCGAGCAAAGCACCCUUGGAGCCGCUGAAUUUGAACACACCCGUGGAACCUUUGGCGCACUAUGCAACUCCUGCGUGGGCUCGCGCCCCACCGUUGUACCCGCCGCAUUAUCUGCCCUAUCCUGCUGCGUAUCAUCGUUAUCAUCACGCGGGCGCGGAGUUGUAUCCGUCUUAUCCGAUGCCGGCGUAUCCACACUCCUCGCCGGAGCAUCAUCCGUCAGUCUCGCCGCCGCCACACGCCGCGCUGACUUGUCCGACAAUUCAGCGACCCAUCGCCAGGAGUUACGCGCAUUGGCCGAGUCCCGACCACUGUGGCCUGUCACCUACCAGUUCCUUGGGAUCGGGAUCCUUAAGAUCACCACCACCGGUCACGCCGGAAGAUCUUUCAUCUCCCGGUAGCGACAGCGGAAGAUCGUCGGCAGGAAGUACGUCGACAGGCCCGACGAUCGUGAACUCGAAAAUCGAGAAGACGGGAGUGACGAGUGGUUCCACGGUGUCUUUGUCGUCCACCUCGUCCACGUCGUCGUCGUCGUCGUCGUCGACAUCGCCGAGAUACCAGUGCCCCGAUUGCGGGAAAUCGUAUUCGACCUACUCCGGUCUCUCGAAACAUCAACAAUUCCACUGCGCGGCGGCCGAGGGACAGGCGAAGAAAUCGUUCUCGUGCAAAUACUGCGAGAAAGUGUACGUUAGUCUUGGCGCCCUGAAAAUGCACAUCAGGACGCACACGUUGCCCUGCAAGUGCCAUCUUUGCGGCAAAGCGUUCUCGCGACCGUGGCUGCUCCAGGGACACAUCAGGACUCACACCGGGGAGAAGCCCUUCAGCUGUCAGCACUGCAAUCGCGCGUUCGCUGAUAGGAGCAACCUCAGGGCGCACCUCCAGACGCACAGCGACGUGAAGAAAUACUCGUGCACAUCGUGCAGCAAAACCUUCAGCAGGAUGUCCCUGUUGACAAAACAUCAGGAAGGCGGCUGUCCAGGAGUUGCUGUCCCGAUGGGAUACGGGUGUUGAGAGCGAAGAAUGGGGUGUGUUGUUUAACGAGGAACUUUGUUCCCUUCGUACGUUCCUUUCUACUUUCUUACGUCUCAACAAGUGCCUUACGUUGACCGGAGUACAAACGAAUUAGAAGUUAGGCCGAAGAGAAUCGGCACACGGGGUCCAGUUCCUCGAGAAGAACGAAUCUCGUGGAAACGCGAGAUCGAUUCGACGACGCGAGUUUGUUUCGAGUACCUGGCUUUCGAUUGAAAUUCAUGUCCCUUUCUUGCUUGAAUUUUAAACGAGAUCAUCGACAUCGCCGAGAAACUGGACCACCUUCCUCGAUCGAAUCCCAAUGGUUGUGCAUUUUUUCGCAUUUGGUCGCGUUGUCCUUUUCAUAUUUUUUUAUUUGUAAUAUAAUUCGGCGUGUGCGUGUGACAGAUAACGAGAACGUAGCGCGUUCGAUUGUACUUUAGGACGUUGGACGGUGCCUUUCGAGAAACCGACAAAGUUGUGCCCAUAUUCAAGAAAGAUUAAGAGUCGAAGUAACCGCUUGACGCGGUCCCGUGAAGCUGCCGUGCCAUUGUUUUCUUAUUUCCUUUUUUUUUUUUUAGUUAUGUUCUCCUUUCGUUUGAUUCGGGUACACUAAACGAACCACGAUAUCAAAGGAUCGAGAAAAGUGUCAUCUCGCGUCGCUUUUUUGUUCGGUGUGCGUGUAACGCUCGAUCGGAGGAAAAUGCGCGCGAAUCCGUUGAAUCGCGCGUACCAGUGAUGAACAGAGAAUGUAAUCUGAAUCAUUGAAACUUCGCAAAACACGAGUUGAGUGUAAUUUUCGUUAAAGUAACGGAUAAAAAGUGUUUUCGCCUUUUAUUCUGUUAUUCGAAAUUUCUACGUUAGGUGAGAAUUUUGCCCAUUUUCGGUGUGCACCAAAGUGCCAUUCAAGACAGUGCCCACGUGCAAACGUCUCGUACGACUGUGUAAAUAAUAAACAAUAUAGCUGUUAAGGCACGCACGAAACGAAGUAUUAUGAUUCGUCAUACGUGGACGGAACGAAACAGAGAGACGGAAAAGUAUUUAAUAAUUGUCCGGUGCCUGAAUGUUUUUUUCUCCGAUAAAUCGAAAUCGAGUGUAUGCGUGUGCGAAAAAGAGAGAGUUUGCUAUUUUAUUUUUCUUUUGCCUUUCCGUUUUGUACUUUUCUUAUACGUUUGUAAAUCACUGUAAGUUACUCGAACAAACUAGUCAUUGUACAAUAAUAUGCGAGGAAGAACGAGAGACCCCAUGCGGAAAGAUUUCUCUGACCUCUGGUCUUCUUGGUGUUCUUCGCGGGGAAGUCACUCGAAAAAAGAGAUAUAACGAAUAAAUCGAGCCGCCCGUCGCGUAAACUUAAGUGUCCGCGCGUGUAAUUAAAAAAAGAGGCGAACGGCUCAGGGCGAGUACCACUCUUUCUAGUUUUUUUGUAAAGAAAGUAAACUACUAUUGAGAUACAGAUAUCACCUAUAUAUGAAGAUAUUUUAUAUGAAAUAAAUUACUCGGAGUUUUUAA